Messenger RNA from Diorhabda sublineata, 1542 nucleotides. RefSeq names its product piggyBac transposable element-derived protein 3-like. The transcript has a single exon. The record is from RefSeq and is a predicted model, not a curated record. The coding region runs from base 1 to 1542 and encodes 513 amino acids. NCBI's taxonomy places the organism in Eukaryota, Metazoa, Arthropoda, Insecta, Coleoptera, Chrysomelidae. Gene Ontology annotation, molecular function: sequence-specific DNA binding.
AUGUGUACUUCUAGAAGGACAGUAGGCAAACCGAUAUUCUUUUACAGGGGUCUCACUCUGAAUGAACUAUUGCAAAUCAUUGAAGAAGAUGAUCACAAUGAAGUUGAUGACGAAAUAUCGCUUACAAUUAUGCCGCCCAAAAAUUCUUGCGAGGAAGUUACUGAUGAAGAUUCAGGCGAUGAAGAUCAUUUAGAUAUUAACAAUUUGCCUGGAUCACAACUUCUAGCCGAGGCAGAAAUUUUUGAACCUAAUGUUGAAGAAGAUGUUAAUAUUUCUUUACCAAGCGAUUCAGGUAGUGAUGAUAAUGAAGAAAAUCUGCCAUUGUCGGAUGUAAAACGUCUUCUGAAAAACUCCCAACAUAUAUAUGUGAAGAAAAAUUAUGCUUGGAGAAACCAAGACUUAACACCACCUAAUAAUAUAGAAGUUCCAAAACCACAAAUUGUUCAAAAUGAAAAUUCGGUUAUUGAAUUGUUUUCGUUAUUUUGGGGUGACGAAGUUAUAUAUUUAUUUGUCUACUAUUCUAAUAUGUACGCUACAAGCAAAAAUAGGGUUGGAAACAUAACAAAAGAAGAAAUGAAAAAUUUUUUCGCCAUCCUACUACUGUCUGGUUAUCAAAAAUUACCCAGACGUAGAAUGUAUUGGGAAAAUUCUUCUGACACGCAAAAUCAGCUUGUUAUAAAUUCGUUAUCUAGAGAUCGUUUUGAGUAUAUUUUCAGUAAUUUACAUUGCUGUGAUAACACGAAUUUAGACAAGACAGACAGAUUUGCCAAAGUACGAUUAUUGAUAAAUAAAAUGAACAGUUUAUUCCAACAGUAUGCACCAGUAACUGAAAAUCACAGUGUGGAUGAAGCCAUGGUGCCUUAUUAUGGUCGCCAUGGCUGUAAGCAAUUCAUACGUGGUAAACCCAUACGUUAUGGGUACAAAUUAUGGACAGGUUGUACCAGCAAAGGGUAUGUUAUUUGGGUAGAGCCGUACCAAGGUGCCAAAUCAGAAAUAAAGCCCUGUUAUAAGGAACUGGGUUUAGGACCAUCUGUGAUUCUGCAAUAUACCGACAUAAUCAAUUCUAUUCAAAGCUUUCCCUAUCACAUUUUUUGCGACAAUUUCUUUACGACUAUACCACUUCUGAGUGAAAUGACUAGAAGAAAUUUGAAGAUAACAGGAACCAUAAGAGAAAAUCGCACGUCAAAAUGUCCACUGGCAAAUAAAUCCCAGUUCAAGAAAAAAAGUAGAGGUUUUAUUGAAUACCAAACUAACGAAGAAAACACUGUAGUUGUUAAAUGGCAUGACAAUAACGUUGUCACUUUAGCAUCCAAUGCCUUGCCUGUUCACCCUACUCAUUCAGUUAGUCGUUAUUCUCUCAAAGAAAAAAAGAAAAUUAAGGUAGACCAACCUCAUAAUAUAUUUACUUAUAACAAAUAUAUGGGAGGCGUUGACAGGGCAGAUCAAAAUAUAAGUCUCUACAGAAUAGGUUUGAGAGGAAAGAAGUGGUACAUUCCUCUUAUAUUUCACAUGUUAAAUCUUGCGGUUCAAAAUGCAUGGUAA